Molecule: messenger RNA, 690 nt
Organism: Thelazia callipaeda (thelaziosis nematode)
Lineage: Eukaryota; Metazoa; Nematoda; Chromadorea; Rhabditida; Thelaziidae
Source: the annotation of a GenBank genome assembly
AUGUUGAAUAUCAGACGUUCUAGAAAAACGCGAAGUGGUCCAUCAACAAGGAAUACCUCUAGUUUUUUAAGACCAGAACGUAUUUCACUUGCGGAAUAUUUAGAUACAGAUUCUAAUUUUAUAUCAACUUUGCGACGUAGUCCUCGACGUAAACGAUUCUAUCCGGAUAACAGAUAUGGCAGAUUAAGUGGUGCACGUAGAUAUCAAAUAAAAAAUGUUCCAUUCGACGAAGAAUCUGAAAACGAUGAGGAUGAUGACUAUGUAGAAAAUGACCAUGACAAGUUUCAAAAAAGCACAGAUUUUUUGCAUCAUACAAAUGUUCCUAUCCGUCUGUCAAAGUUCUAUGAUUACGAAUCAUAUGAUAAUGAUGAUGAUAAGGAUAGAGACGAAAAUAGGGAUAUGAGUUAUGACGAUGAUCACAAGCCAACAACUAUUUUAUGGACACUUCCAGAACCAAUUCAACGCAGAAGCGUACGAAAACAAUCACCAACAAAACAUAGGCGAUCUGAAAGUAUCAAACGAUCUACUCGUAGAACGACCGCUUAUAAUAGUCGAAGAAAAUUAAGGUCAACUCGAAUAAGUCACAAGAAUAAAAGGCGUAACGUAAACAAAAAAGUUAUAUCGCACAUACCUCAAGCUAUACCUGUUAGACGUUCGCGCAGAAUCAGUGCAGAGCGAAUUGAUAAAUAA